AUGUCCUAUAGAAUCUCGGCCCCCGACGAAUACCUUGCCAUCACUGGCAUGGGCGUCGAGACCGUCAAGAUCACCAAAGCAGCAUGGAUUUGGCCCUUCCAGAGAUGCAUGCGCUUUAGCGUGCAACCUCAUGACUAUGCUAUGGACCUGCAGGCCAUGACCAAGGAGAAGCUUCAAUUCUCUCUGCCCGUCGUCUUCACAGUCGGUCCAGAUGUCAACCAGCGGGGGGCAAACACCCAACAUUAUGAGGCCGCGUCAGAGGAGGGAUCCGAGGGCGGUGCUGGCCGUCGUGAGGAUCGGGGGGACGCACUUAUGAAGUAUGCCAUGCUCCUGGCCGAUUCAGACACCAGUUCGAAGAACCCCCAGCAGCAGGUGCAUGUCGGGAACAUCGUCAAGGGCAUUAUUGAGGGUGAGACCCGUGUCCUCGUCUCCAGCAUGACGAUGGAGGAGAUCUUCACGGAGCGAGAGGUUUUCAAGAAACGCAUUUUCCGAAACAUUCAGGGUGAACUCGACCAGUUCGGUCUCAAGAUCUACAACGCCAACGUCAAAGAGCUCAAGGACGCUCCCAACUCCGUGUACUUCGAAUCGCUGGCCCGCAAGGCCCACGAAGGUGCCACCAACCAGGCCCGAAUCGAUGUAGCCGACGCCCAGCUGCGCGGUAACGUCGGAGAGGCCAAGCGCAAGGGUGAGCAGGACCGAGAGAUCGCCAAGAUCCACGCCGAGACGGCCGUCCAGAAGACCGAGCGUGAUGUCGAGCGCGCAAAGGCCGAGGCCCACCUCCAAACCCACCAGGUCCGGUUUAACCGUGACGUCGACCUCGAGCGCACCGCCGCCAAGCGUGCUCUCGAAGCCAAGGACGAGGACCUCCGAAAGGACGUCGAGAUCCGCCGUGCCAUUGCUGAGACCGAGCGUCUCCGUGCCAAGGACGUCGUCCGCGCCACCAUUGAGCGUGAGAGCAAGCAGCAGGCCGCCGACGCAGCCGCAUACGAGGUUGAAGCAGCAGCCAAGGCCGCGGCCGAGGGUAACCAGAAGCAGGCCGAUGGUGAAGCCUACGCUAUCCGCGCCAGGGCCGAGGCCGAGGCCUACGCCGCCCAGAAGCAGGCAGAGGCCGACUGCAUCCGCCGUUCCAAGGAGGCCGAGGGUAUCGCCGCCCUCGCCCAGGCCUACGGCCAGAUGGCCACUGCCUUUGGUGGCCCCGAGGGUCUGCUCAAAUGGGUCAUGGUCGAGAACGGCACCUACGUCGACCUGGCCAAGGCCAACGCCGAUGCUAUCCGUGGCAUGGCUCCCAAGAUCAGCGUCUGGAACACGGGCGCCAAUGGCGGCGCUGGCGGCAGCGGUCAGCAGGAUCCUGCCGAGACCAUGCGCGGCGUCUACCAGAUGCUGCCCCCUCUGAUGACCACCAUCCACGACCAGACUGGCAUCUCCCUGCCCGAGUGGCAGUUUGGACGCAUGGCUGCCGGCACUGACGCCGUCGCCAAGGAGGGCAAGUCAGUGCCCCAAUAA
This is a messenger RNA of Clonostachys rhizophaga, 1503 nucleotides long. NCBI's taxonomy places the organism in Eukaryota, Fungi, Ascomycota, Sordariomycetes, Hypocreales, Bionectriaceae. The record is from the annotation of a GenBank genome assembly.